AUGGAAGGCCUGGAGAAGGAACUGACAUGUCCGGUGUGUUUGGAGCUGUUCGUCUGUCCAGUACAGCUGCCGUGUAACCACAACCUGUGUCACAGGUACAAGAAAAUGAAGAGUACUUCGGACUCUGCCGUGAAUGAAGUUCCCUGUCAGCUUUGUAAGCCCGACCGCCCACAAGUGGCCUUCAGAAGCUGUCUAGACUGCAGAGCGUCCUACUGCGAGGAGUGUCUUGCCAUGACCCAUCCUCAACACCCGCCAUUUUCGGAGCACAAAAUUGUUGAUCCAAGAACUUCUUUUGAAGAGCCCUCACAGACCGUGAUGUGCCCCGACCACCCCAGCAAACCAGUGGAGAUGUACUGUGUGCAGGACCAGACUCCCGUCUGUCUGCUGUGUGAGAAGGUGGGCAGACACAAGCAGCACAACAUGGCGGCCCUGGAGGAGGUGUUCUCCCAGAGACGGGCCGAACUGCAGGGCGGAGUGGACCGGCUUGAGGAGUGGUUGACAGAAGUGGAGGAGAGCUUGAUAGAUCUGGUGGUGACACGGAAAUACAUGGAAUGGAGUGCUGCAAAGUUGAAGGACGCCAUAGAACAAGAGUGUGAGGCCCUUCACGAGGUGAUUCGGCAGCGCGCUGCAGAGAUGAGCCGCCAGGUGUCGCUCGUGAGCGAAAAGGACGUGGCGCGUGUGCAACCAGAGAUAGACAGGAUAGAAGAUAACAUGCAGCAGUCGCGCACAGCCAUAGCGUACGCACAGGAAGCGCUGAAGGAAACAGACCACGGCUGCUUCCUACAAAAUGUAGACUUCUUCAUGAUUACGGCCUUGAACUACUCGACGACCACACUCGUGUCAGAGUGGCAGAUACAGGACCUGGCUGUCACACAGCUUUAG
Messenger RNA from Branchiostoma belcheri (Belcher's lancelet), 882 nucleotides. RefSeq names its product E3 ubiquitin-protein ligase TRIM36-like. The record is from RefSeq and is a predicted model, not a curated record. Gene Ontology annotation, molecular function: zinc ion binding. Bases 1 to 882 code for a protein of 293 amino acids. NCBI's taxonomy places the organism in Eukaryota, Metazoa, Chordata, Leptocardii, Amphioxiformes, Branchiostomatidae. The transcript is spliced from 5 exons.